CGCACAAGGUGAUUCAUGGGUGCCAGGAGCUCGCCAUUCACCGCUCGUCUGGCCAGGUUUUCGCGCGAUUGGUGCACAGCAUCUGAGCGCGUCGGGCGGCGAUGUCAUGGCGCUAGUCGGGUCUUGGCUGCGGCUCCCUUACCCCUGUCGCUCGUCCGGGGGUGGCAUGCCUUCGGGUCAGUUCGAGCCACAUCACCGCUCGCCAGGACAGCCAGGAACCAGGAACACUGCACCCACCGCGCUGACAAGUAGUCGCAGCGGGUACAGUCUGCUGGCCCAAACUCCUCCAGCUCGAGCUCCAGCCGUUGAAUAGCGCCAUUUCCCCCAUCGUUGAGGACACCAACGCCAUGGCAGACCAGUUGCUGGAACAAGUGCGCGAUGUCGUGGAGGGGCAGAUUGACUUCGAGGGCCAGCGUUUGGCAGAGAUGAUUACAACCGUGCUGCUCGGCGCUUCUGGCAUCGUCGCCUUCUUCAUCGGCUUCAUGGCACAAGACAUCAAGCUCACCCUUUACAUCGGCCUCACCGGCACCGCCCUCACCUUCCUCGCCGUCGUGCCCCCGUGGCCGUUCUACAACAAGAACCCCGAGCCCUGGCUGUCGCCGCAUACUGCUGCGUCGGGCAUUCGCAUUGAUGUCGAUGGGCAAAAAGUGGGCUAGUCAAUAAGAAGAUCAUGGCAUGGACCGUUGAUGGAUAUGGGCUUGCAUGGAGUCACGCGAAGGGUUCGGGCUAUUUCAUGACGUGAUAAUGGAGCUUCGUUCGACGAUGACUAUCAUCGUUCUGUCAUGCUACCCUGCGAAUAUUUCAUGACCGGGACGCCAAAAUGACCACGUCGAGAUUCCAAGCGCCGUCCAUGCUCUCGCUGGCCCUGUAUAUGAGCAUCUGAAAUUCGGGGAGGAGCGUCUAUCGGCCGUAUUUCUGGAACUCCCAGUCUCGGUUGUCCAGCGGACACACUUGGCGGGUCUUGAGCCAUCGCGAAAUGCAGUGGAAGUGGAAUGCGUG
Molecule: messenger RNA, 999 nt
Organism: Trematosphaeria pertusa
Lineage: Eukaryota; Fungi; Ascomycota; Dothideomycetes; Pleosporales; Trematosphaeriaceae
Exons: 3
Coding region: 426-656 (76 amino acids)
Biological process (GO): protein targeting to ER
Cellular component (GO): endoplasmic reticulum membrane; signal peptidase complex
Source: RefSeq, a predicted model, not a curated record